UUCGGUCACGGUCGUCCUGGCCUAAAGCAAAACUUAAGGUCCUGUCGAUUGCCCUCGGUUGUCGGCUGGCGUACAGCUCACGCUGUGCGUGGUGGUUACCGUUUUGCGUGCAGCGGCCAAACACAAAGGGGCCCAGUACUACUUAGAACUUGUGCCAAGCAGGACCUGGAAAUGUUCUGGAAAAAGUGAUUUCCAUUACUGAGAAAAAAGUGUCCUUUUAUGUGAGCAUCGAAACGACCAUUCAAUUGGCCAUCUAUUGAUUGAAUGUUCUGAAAGUGUGUGAACAAAAUCAGCUCGGGCACGGUGAGAUCGGGACAAUUGAGUCGUUCUCUGCAUCCAGAUUGUUCUGCAACGAAAUCAGCACAAAUUGAGCAUGCCAGCAAUUGUUGCAAUUGACGCUACUUCAGACUAGUUCCUCACUUGCAGCGGUACUGUGUAAUCGAUAGUGAAAACGACAAGCAGGUUCCGUCCGCUUUAAUAGGAUUGUGUGCACUACACUAGUGGUUUCCGUGCAUCCUUAUGGUUGAGCAUAAGCGACAUCAUCAUCAUUCAGAGACUUCCGGAUACCAGAGGGCGAUGUGGAAAAAGACACAAUUUCCGCUACAAUGUGCUGCAUAGUCCGCAGACCUCCUGGAAUGGUUACGCAAGACCGUUUGCUAAUACAAUUAAAAGUUUACCAUCGCUCGGUGAUGUAAAGCGAUCCCGUUCGUGUAAAUGGUACACAGCGAGUGGAAUUAUAGUGCAUCUCGAUACGGUGUUGAUCGUGCAAUUAUCAGUGGUUGCAAUAUUAUAACUUACGGUUGAAAGGAAAGUCCUUAACGUCCACCGACGGGCGACAGUGUUAACCAGCACGAGUUGUGCAACAUUGUGUCCCGGUACCGUAGUGCGGGGUCAGCAGGGUUUGAGAUAACGUCCCAUUUUUACUCUCCACUUCUGCCCUGCCAGGAUAAAGUGUGGUAGCAGUUGCAGCAGCAAUAGGAGCACUAUUGGAGCUGGAAAAUUCCAAAACACUCAUUGAAUGGAAAUAAGUGAAAACAGCGAGCAGCACAAAGACGAUGCGUUCCGUGAGAUCAUUGCAAGCUGCCGAUCGCUGAGCAAGUAUGAAACAAACAUCAAGUCCGCCCUGCCCCAGAUCCUGUCGGCGAUUGUGGCCGCCUCGUUUCACAUCGUCAUCGGCAUAUCGCUGGCGUACUCGGCCAUCCUGAUCCCGCAGCUCGAGCAGCCCGGUAGCGAUGUGCCGAUCACGAAAGCGCAAUCCUCCUGGAUUGCAUCGAUUAUCGUGAUCAUGGUGCCGAUCGGGUCGCUAGUUGCAGGCGUCAUGAUGGAGUUUCUCGGCCGGCUCAACACGAUCAAGCUGGCGGCCGUACCGUGUGUGGCCGGCUGGGUUGCCAUCGCGCUGGCGAACAACUUCACCUGGAUCAUGGUUGGGCGUGUGCUGACCGGUUUUGCCUGCGCGCUCGGUACCAGUCCCGCCAUCGUCUACAUCACGGAGGUGGCCCGGCCCGACAUGCGCGGAUCGUUGAUCUCCUCCGGCCCAACGCUGGCUUCCCUCGGAAUGGUUAUUGCGUACGCGAAGGGCGCUUUCAUGGACUGGCGGCUGGUGUCGUGGAUUUGCAUCAUCUACACAAUUGUGCCGGUACUUCUAAUACAACUGUUCGUGCCAGAAUCACCCGUCUGGCUGGUGUCGAAAGGACGCAUCGAAGAUGCCGCUAGAUCGCUUCGAUUUCUCUACAAAAAAUAUCCACAACCAGAGCAUACGGACCAAACGCUGUCGGAAAUGCAUCUAAACGCACUGCUGAAAGAACGUGAAACCAAAAUGGCCGAAGCGCAGAAGAACGUCAACCGGCACGGCCAGCAGCAGUCAAAGCUGCGCGGCUUCCUCAAACCAACCGGCUACAAACCGAUGAUCAUCCUGUUUUGGUUUUUCCUGAUCCAGCAGUUCAGCGGCAUCUACAUCACGCUCUUCUUCGCGGUAACCUUCAUCCAAGACGUCGGCACCGAGGUGAACGCGUUCACGGCCUCCAUCUUUGUCGGGUUGACGCGCUUCUCGAUGUCGCUGCUGAACGCUUGGCUGCUGAAACGAUUCCCCCGCCGCCAGCUGGUCAUGGUAUCAACCACCGGCAUGGCCAUUUGCAUGUUCGUCUCGGGGUUGUUUACGCUCUGGAUAAAGGAGGGCACCACCACACUCACGUGGAUCCCGGUCGUCGGUUUGCUGCUGUACGUGUGCGCCUCCAUGAUUGGGCUGCUCACCAUACCGUGGACGAUGACGGCAGAACUGUUCCCGACGGAUAUUCGCGGCAUCGCGCACUCGAUAUCAUACUCGAUGGCUAAUCUGUUGAUGUUCUUUGCCGUUCAAAGCUACCGAACCAUAACCGAUCUGCUCGGUGGAGCGUACGCGGUGCAGUGGAUGUUUGCCGUAGUGUCUGUGAUCGGAUUUUUCUUCGCCCUAUUCUUCCUACCCGAGACGCAUGGUAAAAGUUUGGCCGAAAUAGAGGCGUUCUUUGCAGGCAAAUCGCAACCCCAGCGCGUACCGACGGAACCAGCAGCCAAACCGUCCGUGACGGAGCAUCUGAUACGCAGUCCCAGCCGGGAGGCAAAGCUGAGGGAGGUGGAGCUGAUGCUGAAGAACAAAAAUGGUGCUUAGAAGGGGGUAUAAAACUGAGUUGCAGGAGACGAAUAAGACCACACACUGACUGUACUGCGGUAGUAUUGAAAAUGCUACCUACGCAGUUGUACUUAACGUAGCAAAUGGGAUAAGAACAGGCACAAUGAAUCAAUUCAGUAACUGGCGGCACCUUCUAGAAUAUAUAUCGUAGGUCGAGGAAAAACUGGUGAUUGAAUCAGUACAACAGGAAUAUACACACACACACACUCAUACAUAAAACAUAUUUAUUUUUAGUAUUUUCAAAUUCCGUAAAUCUUCUCGCGAAACGAAACGGCGGCAAAAGCUAUAAACAACGACUUAACCCGCUAUGCACGUUAGAUUCCGGAAGGUAUGCCGAAACGGUGACAUGUUGUGUAUUGAUUGAUUAAUUUCGAUGGAACGUUGCGGGCAAAGUUGCGAAAUUGAUUCGGCAGACUGAGUUUGAUGAAGCCAUACGCAUGACGACAAAGACCAGCACCACACACCCCACGGUGAAGCCAUUUAAUGCAAUCCAAGUUCAAAACACAGUGUAUUAAUCGUAUUCGAAGUAUUGCAAGUGCGUAGAUUUAGUUCGAAAUAAAUUGUUGAAAUGAACGUGCGAUCAA
This is a messenger RNA of Anopheles gambiae (African malaria mosquito), 3249 nucleotides long. RefSeq names its product facilitated trehalose transporter Tret1. Gene Ontology annotation, biological process: transmembrane transport. Lineage: Eukaryota; Metazoa; Arthropoda; Insecta; Diptera; Culicidae. The coding region runs from base 1019 to 2644 and encodes 541 amino acids. The transcript is spliced from 5 exons. Gene Ontology annotation, molecular function: transmembrane transporter activity. Gene Ontology annotation, cellular component: membrane. The record is from RefSeq and is a predicted model, not a curated record.